AUGUCUUCUCGUCCGCCCUUGAGCAACGCGAUUCUCAAUGGCCUGAACGAUGCUCAGCGUCGCGCCGUGAGCUCUGAUGCGGCUACAGUCGCCAUUCUUGCCGGUCCAGGAAGUGGCAAGACUCAUACUCUCGCUUCUCGGGUUGUCUGGCUGGUCGACGCUGUGGGAUACCGGCCCGAAGAUGUUGUCGUCGCGACUUUCACCGUCAAGGCGGCUCGCGAGAUGAAAGAGCGUAUUGGGAGAGCCCUCGGAAAUGGUCGCGAGUCCAAGAUUAUCCUGGGCACUUUCCACAGCAUCGCACGACGCUAUCUCGCCGCGUACGGGCGACACAUCGGGCUUAACCAAAAGUUCGGCAUUGCCGAUGAAUCAGACUCCCGCGCCAUCAUUACCCGGAUUUGCAAAAGACUGCAGCUAACUGUCGACCCUGCGGCCGCGCGCGUAUGGAUAAGCAAAAGGAAGGCCAAGGGCACCGAAACCUCCGCCAAGUCUGCUCGACCAGAAGCCGCCGAGACGCCCGGGUUGCAAGACCUUGAGACCUGCUAUCGGGAAUACCAGGGCCAUCUGGACAGAUCCAGUCUCUUGGACUAUGAUGACCUUCUAGUCCGCUGUGUUGAUUUGCUUCGCAGGUUUCCGUCUUGCGUUGCCAAUGUGCAGACUGUCCUCAUCGAUGAGUACCAAGACACAAACGGGAUUCAGUACGAGCUGAUGAAACUGUUCGCCCAACGUCACCAGAGGAUUACUAUUGUGGGCGACCCUGACCAGAGCAUCUACGGAUGGCGGUCGGCCGAGAUUAGAAACCUCUGGCGGCUGCUCCGGGAUUUUCCUGCUACCGACGAGAUCUCGCUCGAAGAGAACUAUCGGUCGUCGCAAUCCAUCCUCGACUUGUCCCUGCUCGUCAUACAGCAGGAUACCAAACGGUACCAGAAGGCCCUGAAGCCCAUCCAUGAUAAGGGCUCCCGUCCGGUUCUUCGGAAGUUGAAAAGUGCAACUGCCGAGGCAGAUUGGAUUGUCUCGGAGAUAAAGAGGGCUGUCCUGCUGUCAGGCUCAAUGCUGAACCACAGCGAUGUAGCCGUGUUACUUCGCUCCGCGUCUCUGUCGAGGCAUAUCGAGAGCGCCCUUGGGAGGGCCGGAAUCGCCUAUCGAAUGGUUGGGGGUUUCAAAUUCUACGAGCGUGCCGAGAUCAAAACCAUCCUCGACUAUCUACGAGUCAUUCACCAGCCCCAAAACAACGAUGCGCUGGCCAGGAUCAUGAAUGUUCCCCGAAGAGGGAUCGGCGAAGUGACCAUCAAAGGCUUGAUCGAGGAAGCUGAAAGCUCAUCGCUCAGCCUCUGGAGUUUGCUACUGAAGCACUGCCGGGGCGAUCGCACUGCAAAAACUAAAAUCACUAAGCAUGCCGAGCAAAGGAUUAGUGGCGGGCUCCUCCGCCCGUUGGAGACUAUCAGGAAACGAAUUGACGAGGCGUCUGGGUGCAGUGGAACGCCUUUCGGGCUUGUCGACAUGAUUGAGCAGCUUCUUACCACCCUGAACUUCCAAAAACAUCUCCAAGAUGUAUACCCUGAAGACCACGAGCAGAGGUGGGUCAACAUGCAGGAAUUCAUCCAGCUUGCGGCCGAUUUUGUGCGUGAGAUUGAGCGCUCCGGCGAUGACGCUCUUCCGGCGAUCGCAGAACUGCAGCAAACAAAGGAGGUCGAGGUUCUGCCGCGCUUUCUGGCCAACGUGUCUCUAGCAUCUGAUGCACAGACCGAAGAUUAUGGUCAGGAAAGCAAGCCACUGGUUACCAUCUCGACAAUACACGCGGCGAAGGGUCUUGAGUGGCCUGUCGUCUUUGUCCCUGCCGUCUACAACGGGUCUAUUCCCCACAUGCGGGCAGAGGACAGCGAUGAGGAGAGGAGACUGCUCUAUGUUGCCAUGACGCGGGCACAGAGUCUGCUCUAUCUCAGCUACCCGGUCUACAGCUCAAGCACAAACAGCGAGCGCAACGAGCUGUCGCCUUUUGUCACAUCCGUAAGCAAAUCUUUCUUGAAAAAGGGCCCGUGUUUUGAUCGGCCGGUCAUGAAGGAGAUUGCCAGGAUUCUUCGGCGUAAGUUGCCGCCUGAAGAGUCCAUCUUCGGGAGCCUGCCGGCCAUGUUUAACGUUGAAGACAAUCUGUUUCCUGUCGACCCGGAAGAGUUGGGGCAUAAUUUGACUGGUCACGGGCCAGACGAUGCACCGCGCGUAAAGCGACCAAAACUACAGAGGCUACCUAACGGGCAGGACGACAGCGGCGAACUCCCGUGGCGUAAGGACUACGCGACCACCAUGGAGCAGUCGUCUUCAUUCACUGUGGCUUCUCUCCCUGGGUUCGUCAGCGCAGGAACCCAUCAGGCUGCCCUUACCGCCGCUGCGGAAGCGGUACAAAGGGCCGAGAAGAUUAAGCGAUCAAGCAACAGGCGGUCAGCAGAGCAGAGGAGCAUCCUUGGGUUUGUUAAGGCCAACCCUCGCUCUAUUGAAGCAUUGCCGACCCCCAUGCCAGCGGCAAGCAGACCAUCAGCGAAUCCGCACUCCAGAGGAAAUCUCCCUGCGCAGAACGCCUCCGGGUCUCUAUGUACGGAGACCGACUUGGCUAGGCACAAGAUUGAACCGGAGCUCGCUGGGCGCAGUUUAAGAGAUGGGAAGAUGAAGACCCGACCAUCUUAUCCCAGUAGUGAGCAAACAGCGACGAGAAAACCUUAUGCCGUCUUUUCUAGUUCACCGCCCCCGCCAGAACCGGCGGAAACCGACAUUGAAACCAGCUCAAAGUCGGAAGAAAACGAGCCUCCACCGGAGCCGACCCGUCCGGCCACUUGUCUGCACGCAACGACGUGCAACUUUCCCAAGGGGCUUGGGGGAAAGUUUAGGAGGCCUCCCGGGCUGGGCCGCUCCAGUAUGGCGCCGAUUGACAAGCUACGAAAACCCUUCAAGCCGUUGACGAUCAACAAAUCGUGA
This is a messenger RNA of Canariomyces notabilis, 2964 nucleotides long. RefSeq names its product P-loop containing nucleoside triphosphate hydrolase protein. The coding region runs from base 1 to 2964 and encodes 987 amino acids. Lineage: Eukaryota; Fungi; Ascomycota; Sordariomycetes; Sordariales; Chaetomiaceae. Gene Ontology annotation, molecular function: hydrolase activity; ATP binding; 3'-5' DNA helicase activity. Gene Ontology annotation, biological process: recombinational repair. The transcript has a single exon. The record is from RefSeq and is a predicted model, not a curated record. Gene Ontology annotation, cellular component: nucleus.